Messenger RNA from Dreissena polymorpha, 351 nucleotides. Its product is annotated as 52 kDa repressor of the inhibitor of the protein kinase-like. Bases 16 to 351 code for a protein of 111 amino acids. The transcript is spliced from 4 exons. The record is from RefSeq and is a predicted model, not a curated record. NCBI's taxonomy places the organism in Eukaryota, Metazoa, Mollusca, Bivalvia, Myida, Dreissenidae.
AACUAUAGCAUUGAAAUGGUGUAUUGCUUUGCCAUUCAUUGUGUGCACAGGACUGGGGGCAAUGGAACAUGUAGUCUGUUCAGGUUCCCCAUAAACCCAAAGGAGAAGAAGAAAUGGGUUGAUAGAUGCAGACGAGCGGACAGAGCUGUCAACGGGAAUGACCGGAUAUGCAGUUGUCAUUUUGUAGAUGGCAAGAAAGAAAAUGGCCCAACCAUUUUUGAUUACCAGAAGAAAGAUCUACAUUUCCCAGAAAUGAACACACCUAAAAGAUGCAAAAGGCCGAAGUUGAAGGAAAGGGAAGAUGUGAAAGAAAGCAUACCAGAUGCAGGACUUGGGUGUAAAAAUCACUGA